This is a messenger RNA of Lates calcarifer (barramundi perch), 1827 nucleotides long. It is a transcript of the gene vhl, whose product is annotated as von Hippel-Lindau tumor suppressor. The record is from RefSeq and is a predicted model, not a curated record. Bases 264 to 773 code for a protein of 169 amino acids. Lineage: Eukaryota; Metazoa; Chordata; Actinopteri; Centropomidae. The transcript is spliced from 3 exons.
AAACAAAAUACUUUGGCUGAGAAGAAGUAAGAGGAGACCGUUUCCUUGCUGCAGUGUAAUUAAGAAGAAGUCGCAAGUUGUCGCGUGUAAAAACGAUGUAAUAUAAUUGGGCUGACUUCGUGGCACAACUGUUAUUAAUCCAAUAAUCUCCGGGGUCGACGACUGGCUCCAUUUACGGAUAUCUUGUUCGCUAGCUGCUAGUUAACGUUAGCUAAACGGCUAAUCUCUCUACAUUGACGGUUUAGAGUUUACAUUAGCUACCGAUGCCUCAAGAGGGUGAGCAGUCUCUUCCCCUGGUUCGCUCCCUGAACAGCCGAAUACAGAUCAAUGCUUUGUUUUGUAACCGCACUCCCCGUGUGGUGCGACCACUAUGGAUAAAUUACCUCGGGAGGCCUCAUCCGUACGCAGACAUACAGCCAGGGAGGACAAGGAGAAUGACGACGUUCGUCGGCCACCCGUGGAUGUUCAGAGAUGCAGAGACUGAUGAGCCACUAAAGGUGAACUGCAAAGAACUGUUUCUUCCUAAACCAGCAGAGGGUGGAAAUGUUACUAUUGCUAGUAUCACUUUACCAGUUUACAGCCUCAAGGAUCGAGCUCUUCAAGUUAUUCGGUGUCUUGUGCAACCAGAAGACUACAGGAGGUUGGAAAUAGCGAGGUGUCUCCAUGAGGAGCUGGAGGAUCAGCCCAGUGUGCUGAAAGAUCUCCGCCGCAUGAACCAGCGGGUAGAGCAGCAUCUGCUGGAAAGAAUCCAAGGCCAGGAGGAAGAGGCAUGAAACUGGAUGGACAUAGAUCACUGUUGGACAGCAAAUCUGUACUGCAGAGUAUCAGAAAGACAAGACAAAGAUUUAAUGAAAAGUAAGAUAAAGUGUAUCUUGAAUGAGUCAGCAGCUGUUGCCAAGACGUCCCCAGAGAUCUUAUGUUUGCUGCAAAUAAGACUUGGUUUGAUUCACUGCCUGUUUGUCAUUUUCACUCACUGGCUUUAGAAAAUGUCUUCCUCAGCAGAAUUGUAUGUAGCUUUUUUCUUUCAGUAAGCAGGGUUUUUAUAUAAUGUGAAAACAGAAUGGGCUAUGAAAUAGUAUUAUCCUCUAAAAUGUUAUCUAAGGAAGGCUACUAGGGAAAUGGGGAAAUUUUAGCCUUUAAUGCCUGUCUGUUCAUAUAAACACGACCUAUCAUACAUUCACUUCCUAAUCCUGAAAUCCUGUUCAAUCAUUUGCACAAGACAGAACUUAAAAGAAUAUUUGUCAUGGAAACAGUGAAGCAGUAUUACAGUUGAAUUUCUGUCCUGAAUACUUCCAUUCAUAAAGGAAACUAAAUAAAAGUGUAUAGUUAUAUUAGACAGGAUUUUCAGGGAGAUGCACUCUGUUACUAUAUUUUUACUGUAUCCAUAAUAUUCUUGUAAGGAAUACCAAAUAGUGCCAUCUUAUUGCAACAGUCCCCUCAGAAAACAACAUUUUACCUUGUUAUCCUAGCUGUUAACCUUCAUCAAUCUUUAGCUUUGGCACUUUAAAUCUGGAAAAAUAUGGAGUGAUUAUUGUUUUCCAAGUUAGACUAUUCUGAUAAAUGCAGACUUUUUGUCAGAAUAUACCAAUGACCAGAGUCUCUUCAAAAAAGUUUUAUCUUGCAGCUAUUUUCCAAUAGGGAAAACAAAGUCAUUAUGGUUUUGAAGAUUAGAUUGUGACUGAGGCGAUUAUACUUUUAUUUUGACUACUUUGUAAUUCUUAUCCUUUUAUGUUCUUGUCUUAAAUUCAUACUAUGCUGCUGUAUUUCUGAUUCUUUAAUUGUUCAUAUUCCAGAAUAAAUGAAAGAUAUAUUUCUUACUGGUUGAAA